This is a messenger RNA of Neurospora tetraspora, 1566 nucleotides long. RefSeq names its product concanavalin A-like lectin/glucanase domain-containing protein. Bases 335 to 1435 code for a protein of 366 amino acids. Gene Ontology annotation, cellular component: fungal-type cell wall. The transcript has 2 exons. Gene Ontology annotation, molecular function: hydrolase activity, hydrolyzing O-glycosyl compounds; glycosyltransferase activity. Gene Ontology annotation, biological process: fungal-type cell wall organization; carbohydrate metabolic process. NCBI's taxonomy places the organism in Eukaryota, Fungi, Ascomycota, Sordariomycetes, Sordariales, Sordariaceae. The record is from RefSeq and is a predicted model, not a curated record.
CUCACUUGUCUCCAUCACGUUAACGGAUUAAGCGAGAGGAGCACCCAGGAUCCAUGGAGGUGACUGGGAACAUCUCCACCCCAUCCCGACCUAAACUCCCUCUUCUUCCUUCGUUUCCCCUGUUUCCCAAAAUCUUCAAAAACACUCCUUCGCACAUCACCUUUUCGACCCUUCUACCUCGGCGUCAGCUAGAAGUAUCUACAGUCCUUCGUUUGGAACUAACAACGUUCUCACCACACUCGCUAUCUUGCUUGUCUUGCCUUCAGCUACCGUCCUUUGAUCCCACUAACAACCGACCUUUUCAACUCGCCUUUAUACCUCCAAAUCAGUAAUCAUGCAUAUCAAGACUCUUACCGCGUUGGCUCUUGCCUCGCUCGUCUCCGCUCAGACCUACACUGACUGUGAUCCCACCAAGAAGACCUGCCCCAAUGACAAGGCCGUCGGCAAGGAAAUCAUCAACAUCGACUUCACCAAGGGCGAGAACAGCUUUUUCAAGAACAUGGUCGGCACCACUCUCCAGUACGACAACAAGCUCGGCGCCAUCUACACCAUCAAGAAGGAGACCGAUGCUCCUACCGUUGCCAGCUCCCGCUACAUCUUCUUCGGCCAGAUCGACGUUACCGUGAGGGCCGCCUUCGGCAAGGGUGUCGUCACCAGCUUCGUUCUUCAGUCCGACGACCUCGAUGAGAUCGAUUGGGAGUGGAUCGGCAGCGACUCAGCCCAGGUUCAGACCAACUACUUCAGCAAGGGUUGCACCGAGGUCUACAACCGCGGUGGUUUCUCUGCCGUCGCCAACCCCCAGAAUGAGUUCCACACCUACACCAUCAAGUGGACCCCUACCCAGCUCGACUGGAUCAUCGACGGCACCGUCGUCCGCACUCUCUUGGCCUCCGAGGCCUCGGGCUGCAGCGGCUUCCCCCAGACUCCCAUGCAGAUCAAGCUCGGCACCUGGGUUGCCGGUCGCAAGGACGCCGCCCAGGGCACCAUCGAGUGGGCCGGCGGUCUCACCGACUUCAGCCAGGGUCCCUUCACCGGCUACUACCAGAGCAUCAAGAUCCAGGACUUCAUGGGUGGUGACGGUACCACCGGCCCCACGGACGCCACCGAGUACCAGUACGGCGACAAGAGCGGCACCUGGCAGAGCAUCAAGGUCCUCCAAGGUACCUCUACCGAUAACGUCGACACCACCACGAAUGCUCCUUCCAAGACCGGCACUGCCGCUUCCACUGCCACCACUCUGAGCACCGUCCCUGCCUCUUCCGCCUCCUCCGCCGCCGACUCUUCCGUCAGCUCGCUCCCCAUCGACAGCACCCUCAACAACAACAACGGCACCAGCUCCACCGGUGGCAACGUCGUUACCGGCGGUGCUGGCAAGCUCGCCAUGAGCAUUGCCUCUCUCGGCGCUGCCCUCUUCGCCGGCGCCAUGCUUCUUUAAACUGCUUGUUUGAGGAAAUGACGAAAGAAAAACAAUGAUGUACAAAAGGAUAUUUGGUCACUUACAUGUCCAUCCUCGCUUCCAACCGAGCUGUCUAUAUAUCUUCUCUUUUACACCACGAUCCUUUGAAC